GAAGAUUCGUUGCUUCACUUGUAGUGCAACUGUGGUUCCGAACGGAUCGCACUAAAGUGUUCUGCGCUAAAUCUGCUAUAGGAAGUAUUCGUACAUUGAACUGUCCAUUUUGAUUGUCUAAUUGUGUUAAGUGAUUUUUUGUGAGUGUGGACAAAAUGUCGAGACCCCAAACGGAUGAGCAGAAGCGCAAGCAAAUCAGUGUCCGUGGCAUCUCGGUCCUGGAGGAUGUCACCGAAAUCAAGAAAGGCUUCAAUCGGCAUCUUCACUACACCCUGGUGAAGGAUCGUAAUGUGGCAACGGUGCGCGAUUACUACUUCGCCCUGGCCCAUACCGUCAAGGAUCAUCUGGUAUCCCGAUGGAUCCGAACGCAGCAGCACUACUACGAGAAGGACCCUAAGCGCGUGUAUUACCUCUCGCUCGAGUACUACAUGGGUCGUUCGCUGCAAAACACCAUGAUCAAUUUGGGCAUUCAGACCUCUUGCGACGAGGCGAUGUAUCAGAUGGGUUUGGACAUCGAAGAGCUGGAAGAACUGGAGGAGGAUGCUGGUCUCGGUAACGGUGGUCUCGGACGUUUGGCCGCAUGCUUCCUCGACUCGAUGGCCACACUCGGAAUGCCGGCCUACGGUUAUGGCAUUCGCUAUGAGUACGGUAUUUUCGCACAAAAGAUCAAGAAUGGUGAGCAGGUUGAAGAACCCGAUGAUUGGCUGCGGUAUGGAAACCCAUGGGAGAAGGCCCGUCCCGAAUACAUGAUUCCGAUUCAUUUCUACGGUCGCGUGAUCGAUACCCCCGAGGGCAAGAAGUGGGUGGACACCCAAACCGUUUAUGCCAUGCCCUACGACAAUCCGAUUCCCGGUUACGGAAACAAUGUAGUCAACAGUCUGCGUUUGUGGUCUGCCAAGUCACCAAUUGAUUUCAACCUUAAGUUCUUCAACGACGGCGACUACAUCCAAGCUGUGCUGGAUCGUAAUCUGGCAGAGAACAUUUCCCGUGUCCUGUAUCCCAACGACAACUUCUUCGAGGGCAAAGAACUACGUCUGAAGCAGGAGUACUUUAUGUGUGCCGCCACUCUCCAGGAUAUUGUCCGUCGGUACAAAUCGUCCAAAUUCGGAAGCCGUGAUGCUAUUCGUAAGACGUUUGAUGAUUUCCCGAACAAGGUUGCCAUUCAGUUGAACGACACACAUCCGUCGUUGGCUAUCCCGGAGCUCAUGAGAAUCUUUGUCGAUGACGAGAAACUACCGUGGGAUAAGGCCUGGGAUCUUGUUGUGCGCUCGUGUGCCUACACCAAUCACACUGUGCUACCGGAAGCAUUGGAACGCUGGCCGGUAUCAAUGCUACAGUCGAUCCUCCCACGUCAUUUAGAGAUUAUCUAUCAUAUAAACUUUUUGCAUUUACAAGAAGUUGAAAAGCGCUUCCCAGGAGAUUUCGAUCGUAUGCGUGCUCUCUCACUGGUUGAGGAGGACGGAGAUAAGCGCAUCAACAUGGCGAAUCUGUCGAUCGUUGGUUCGCACGCCGUCAACGGUGUGGCCGCCAUUCAUUCGGAAAUUAUCAAGAAGGAUAUUUUCAGCGAUUUCUACGCGUUGUCUCCGGAGAAAUUCCAGAACAAAACCAACGGUAUUACUCCACGACGUUGGCUUCUGCUGUGCAACCCUGCUCUCUCCGAUCUGAUUGCUGAUAAAAUUGGCGAUGAAUGGCCCGUACAUUUGGAACAGCUCGCUCAGCUCAAGGCCUUCUCCAAGGAUCCGGCAUUCCAACGGGCGGUGGCCAAAGUUAAACAGGAGAACAAACUGAAACUCGCACAGUUGCUGGAAAAAGACUACGGAGUCAAGAUUAAUCCGGCCUCAAUGUUCGACAUUCAAGUCAAACGAAUCCAUGAGUACAAACGUCAACUGCUGAAUUGUUUGCACAUCAUCACAUUGUACAAUCGCAUCAAACGGGAUCCAACGGCUAACUUCACAGCACGUACCAUCAUGAUCGGUGGUAAGGCUGCUCCCGGAUAUUACAUUGCUAAGCAAAUCAUUAAACUGAUCUGUGCUGUUGGAAACGUGGUCAACAACGAUCCGAUUGUCGGAGAUAAAUUGAAGGUCAUCUUCUUGGAGAACUAUCGUGUUACGUUGGCAGAGAAGAUCAUGCCGGCCGCCGAUCUAUCAGAGCAAAUUUCCACUGCCGGCACAGAGGCUUCCGGAACUGGUAACAUGAAGUUUAUGUUGAAUGGUGCCUUAACCGUUGGUACACUGGACGGUGCCAAUGUCGAGAUGGCCGAAGAGAUGGGCAACGAUAAUAUCUUCAUUUUCGGUAUGACCGUCGAUGAGGUUGAAGAUCUGAAACGGCGUGGAUAUAACGCUAUGGAUUACUACAACACCAAUCCGGACAUCAAGCAGUGUGUCGAUCAAAUCCAGGGAGGAUUCUUCAGUCCCGGCAACCCACACGAAUUCCAAGAUAUUGCGAACGUGCUGAUGAAGUACGAUCGUUACUUCUUGUUCGCUGACUACGAAUCCUACAUCAAGACACAGGAUAAUGUGUCUGCUACUUAUCAGAACCAACCGAAAUGGCUCGAAAUGGCUAUCAAUAACAUCGCCUCCAGUGGAAAGUUCUCCAGUGAUCGUACGAUCGCAGAAUACGCACGUGAAAUCUGGGGUGUUGAGCCAUCGUGGGAAAAGCUGCCCAACCCGGCUGACACACCCAAGUAAACCUCCUCCCACCUAUUUUAUCUCGGGAAAUCGUGCAGCAAGAUAGACACUGCCACCGAUCGCAAUGUUACUCUACUCAAACACAGGAACAGCAUUCAAACAAACAAAAAAACAUCAACAUCAAACAAACAAAACGAAGGGGAAGGCUAUUAGUUAACCUUUAAUAUGUUGAAUAAAAUAUUUCGACUUUUUCAA
Molecule: messenger RNA, 2882 nt
Organism: Malaya genurostris
Lineage: Eukaryota; Metazoa; Arthropoda; Insecta; Diptera; Culicidae
Product: glycogen phosphorylase
Exons: 5
Coding region: 156-2687 (843 amino acids)
Biological process (GO): glycogen catabolic process
Cellular component (GO): cytoplasm
Molecular function (GO): glycogen phosphorylase activity; pyridoxal phosphate binding
Source: RefSeq, a predicted model, not a curated record